Molecule: messenger RNA, 1455 nt
Organism: Rhinocladiella mackenziei CBS 650.93
Lineage: Eukaryota; Fungi; Ascomycota; Eurotiomycetes; Chaetothyriales; Herpotrichiellaceae
Exons: 2
Coding region: 1-1455 (484 amino acids)
Cellular component (GO): Swr1 complex
Molecular function (GO): nucleosome binding
Source: RefSeq, a predicted model, not a curated record
AUGCCUCGUACUUCCAAGACCUCUGCUCGAAAUAUUCCCGGCUUCCCCUCUACAACUUUCGUUCUCGACAAUGGUGGCUACAGUAUCAAAGCAGGCUUUGCGCCCUCUCAAACCCUUUCAGACACCGAGACGCUUUCAAGAUGCCACCUAAUUCCUAACGGCCUCGUCCGCACUCGGGACAAGAAAAUAUACGUCGGAGCGCAAUCCGAGGAGAUCACCCAAUGGAGCGAAGCCUUGUUCCGCCGACCGGUGGAGAAUGGACAAGUUGUGAGCUGGGAGGCACAGAAAGAGAUAUGGGAUCAAUCAUUCUUCGACGAACGUACUGCCAGACGAGAUCUUCUCGUCCGGGCCCCCGAGGACACGACGUUGAUUUUCACCGAACCUCCCAAUGCGAUGCCGGCGUUGCAGAAGAAUGCCGACGAGAUUAUCAUGGAAGAAUGGGGAUUUGGUGGCUACUCAAGGGUUAUCGGCCCGACACUUAACGCAUACAAUGAUCUUCAUCCUCUUUUUGAAGAGACUCCGAUGGAUUCGACGCCCCCCCUUGCCGACCUCCCCAUGGAAUGCCUCCUUGUCAUCGAUAGUGGCUACAGCCAUACGACAGUUACCCCCCUCUUCAAUGGACGUCCGCUACAUCGUGCGAUACGCCGGUUGGACUUCGGAGGCAAGCACCUUACAAACCUCCUCAAAGAGGUCAUCUCCAUCCGUCACUUCGAUUUACACCAAGACACCAAAAUCGUCAACGACAUCAAAGACGAUGUGUGUUUCGUCAGCCAAGAUUUCAGAAAUGAUCUCGAGAAGACGUGGAAAGGAAACAAAGGACGUCUGAAAACAGCUCCGACCAAAGAGCAAGAUUCCGAUCAAAGUGCCAUGGACGUCGACCGGAAUCCCUCCGGUGACGAGAUUCGAGUCGACUACAUUCUCCCCGACGGCAUCCAUCUACUAAGGGGCUUCAGCCGACCUCACGACCCUUCCCCCGCCGCACGACAACGCAAACCAGCCACCCUCUCCGCCUCCAAUCCCGCCGACGCCGAGAUCUCUAUGACGUUGGGGAACGAACGAUUUUCCGUCCCCGAAAUCCUCUUCUCACCCAGCGACAUCGGCUCCAAACAGCCCGGUCUCGCCGACAUGGUGAUGCAAUCGCUUUCAGUGCUCCCUCCGCUCGUCCAAGCCACGAUGCUCAGUAACGUUCUUGUCGUUGGCGGAAGCGCGAAGAUGCCAGGCUUCGUGGAGAGGAUUGAAGCCGAGCUUCGCACGAGGAUUAAGACGGAAUGGAUGGUUCGAGUGCGCAAGAUGGACGAUCCUAUCAAGUCGACGUGGCUCGGAGGCGCGAGGAUGGCGAGCAGCUUCCCUCAAGUCGUGAGAGAGUAUGGUGUUACCAGAGAUGAGUACCUGGAGCACGGAAGCGCUUGGGUCACCAGACGCUUUGUCAGUGGAGGGAGCGGAAAAGGUCCGUGA